Penicillium canariense is the source of this 1452-nucleotide messenger RNA. RefSeq names its product prolyl hydroxylase family protein. Bases 1 to 1452 code for a protein of 483 amino acids. The transcript has 2 exons. Gene Ontology annotation, molecular function: L-ascorbic acid binding; iron ion binding; procollagen-proline 4-dioxygenase activity. The record is from RefSeq and is a predicted model, not a curated record. Gene Ontology annotation, cellular component: endoplasmic reticulum. NCBI's taxonomy places the organism in Eukaryota, Fungi, Ascomycota, Eurotiomycetes, Eurotiales, Aspergillaceae. Gene Ontology annotation, biological process: peptidyl-proline hydroxylation to 4-hydroxy-L-proline.
AUGGCGAAGUCCAAAGCGGCCAAACGCAAGCGCAAUGCGCAAGUCGAACUUCCGCAGAAAAUACCCAAGGCAUCCACUACCUUAACCCCUCCUCCUGAUGGCAACAAUCUCGAGCCGAAGCACCUUAACACCGUCGUCUCUGACGAGGAACUCGAUAUCACCGUGGAAACCCUCACUACACUUGCACAAUAUCCCAGCUUGACCAAGUCGAAGGCAUGCAAGGACCUCCGAGUUGCAGUUUAUGAUUUCCGACAAGCAUGCACAACAGGCGUUAACAAUGCUGAGGGUGCUAACCUGACUGCACGAAUCACCGGUGCCUUGGCCGACGGGAAAUACUUAGAAGCCAAAAUAUUGCUUGCUGAGAUGAGAAUCAGGGGUGAACAACCCAAGAUUGGAGCCUUGUGUCGCUGGGUGCGAGAUCUAGAUGUUGUCAGCGGGCUAUCGACACAGCCCGGGGCCGUCGAGCGUGUUGCUGAGCGCAGCGCAAAGGAUCUGGAGCGUCUUGGCGUUCUCGAUGCCAUACUGCGCGUCAGCACUCCAAUUGACACCAACCCGAAGGCUGCUAUUUCUACCUCUCCCAUUGCCUUCCAGUCGAUAUGGGACCUUCGCCCCUCAACAGCACCACUCCCGAUCUAUGCCUCCGUGCUCGACAAAUCAAUCUUGGCCGAAGCGCCAGCGUCUUCCUCCGCCAUCCGCAUUAUCGAAACAACACCGGGUCCCCUCCGCAAACCUCCGAACCACCAUCCUGCCAUCCUAUACACCACGGCGCCAAACGCCGUCCCUCUGGAUCCUGUCAGCCCAACCAUUACAUACCAUCCACAUCCCGCUGUGCCGGGUCUCGGCGUCGCCCUGAAUGUUCUUUCGCCUUCCGAGUGCAAAGCCAUCAUUGCAGCUGGCGAAUCUGUGAACUUCCUGCCCGACGCGCCCCUCCGAGAGGAUGGAGAUGUGAGCAUCCUUGCGCACAACUUCUACUGGAUUGUCGACACCGCUUUCCAAGAUCUUCUCUGGGCACGGAUCUCCGCCUACGUGCCCUCCUCAAUCAAUGGCCGAUUGGUCCGAGGCAUCAAUCGGCGCUUCCGCGUGUAUAGAUACGUGCCUGGUGCAGAGUACCGGUGCCACAUUGACGGAGCGUGGCCGCCGUCCGGUAUUCUCCCUGACGACACGUAUGUCUACGAUGCCUCGCCCGAGGACAAGAAACAGAGCUCCAUGUAUACCUUCUUGCUUUAUCUCAACGACGAGUUCGAGGGCGGUGAGACGACGUUCUUCAUGCCCGCUGCUCGGGAGGGAACACUCAAUGCCUACCCAGUGCGACCUGUGAUGGGAUCUGUUGCGAUCUUCCCGCAUGGGGAGUCGAAUGGGGCUCUGUUACAUGAAGGGACGGGCGUAAGGAAAGGAGCAAAGUAUAUAAUCAGGACUGAUGUAGAGUACGACGUGAAGCCCUCGGAUGAGUGA